This is a messenger RNA of Selaginella moellendorffii, 630 nucleotides long. Its product is annotated as polyvinylalcohol dehydrogenase-like. Lineage: Eukaryota; Viridiplantae; Streptophyta; Lycopodiopsida; Selaginellales; Selaginellaceae. The coding region runs from base 1 to 630 and encodes 209 amino acids. The transcript has 3 exons. The record is from RefSeq and is a predicted model, not a curated record.
AUGAGCACUUCAUCAGCGUCUGUUUCCAUCCAAGGACAACUUCUCUGGCGCGUCAACUUGCCAGAAAUCACGCGAGUUGCCACUUUGUCGCGGACGACACCUGCUGUGACCGAGGACCUCUUGCUAUAUGGUUUGCUCGGUCCCGCUAGAGUUGUUGCUUUAGACCGUAAGAGUGGAAGACUGGUGUGGAUGUCGGAAGAUCUGGAUGAAACGGCCCGGGCAAGGAUCACCAUGUCAGGAACAGCAUACGACGGAGCUUUCUACGUUGGUAUCUCUUCGCGCCAAGAGCUUGUGGAGGCAACCUGCUGCACAUUCCAGGGAAGCUUUCAGAAACUAGACCUCAAAAAUGGAAAACGAAGAUGGAGAACUGACAUGGUUCCUGAAAACUCCGGUUUCUAUGGCGUUUCGGUAUGGGGAAGCAGUCCUUCCGUCGAUCCCAAGCGAGGACUCGUCUUCAUUGGCACUGGGAACCUCUACCAGAUCCCGAGCGACGUCCAGGACUGCCUCAACAGAAACGCCAACUCGAGCGACUGCUAUCCUCGCGGCGUCUGCGACGACACCGUUGUAGCCGUGAACAUGGCCGACGGUGAGAUACUCUGGCGUAACAGGCUCGGAGGAAACGACGUAUAG